AUGUACGGUACAACCUCGCUGGAGGCCUUCUUGGUCCAGCUGAAAUCAUUUUUCAGGAAUGUGUUUCACCAGACGCUGCGCAAUGCAUCGAUCGUGUGCAAAAUUGCCACGGUGAGCAAAAUCUUUGGCGCCUACGCGCGCACUGCAUUCCCUGGCAUGAACAUGCGGGAGCAUGAGGCCUUGCUUUCGUUCUGUCAGAACCUACUUGCCUGCCCCUCCCCCCUCCCUCCACCCCCUUUGUGCGCGCCGCCAAAUAAACGUGAUUUUUUGCAGUUCCGCGCGGUUUUCUCGGAUCCGCGCCGUUGCCCCGGCUUCGCCAGGGGCGCCGCUCCCGGCGCGGACCGUCGAAAGUUUCUGCUUGUGUCGUGGUCUGCUUCCAGAGUUGGAGGAGGCAUAUAA
This is a messenger RNA of Prorocentrum cordatum, 399 nucleotides long. Lineage: Eukaryota; Dinophyceae; Prorocentrales; Prorocentraceae. The record is from the annotation of a GenBank genome assembly.